AUGGGAGGUGGCUGUAUUGCAACCAUUGCUAGAAGCAUACCCACGGGAGACAAACUUUCAGAAAUAAAAUUUUUAGAAGAGAAACAUGGUUGUCAAAUCAUUUCAUUACAGGGUGAUGUCGCAAACUAUGAGUCCUUAAAGCAAGCGUUUGACAGUUAUCGGGAGGCAUGUCCAUUAUAUCCCUUAAAGGGAGUGUUUCAUGGUGCAGCUGUGCUUGAGGACGCAAUCAUUGUUCAUAUGACAGAAGAGAAAUUUGAGAAAGUUUUGAAACCUAAAGUUUUGGGAACGCUACAUCUUCACAGUCUUACUCAAAGCAUGAACCUUGAUUAUUUUGUGCUUCAAUCGUCUAUAACUUCCGUUUUUGGAAAUAGUGGACAAACUAACUAUGGAGCUGGAAAUGCAUUCAUGGACACGUUUGCCUUCUACCGUAGAUCAAUUGGUAUAAGUGGUCAAACAAUAAACUGGGGUGCAUUACAUCUUGGUUUACUUACAGCAUAUGAAAACGUGGAGCGCCAUCUGAAUACUCAAGGUUACCAAAGCUUAAAACCAGAUGAAAUUAUGGAAUGUUUUCUUCAUGCUCUCUGUAAGAAUUUUACCCAAAUGGUAUAUGGAAUAUUCAAAUGGGAGACUAUCGUCCGCCAAUCUCCUGAUAUGAUUCAUUUAACCUCAAAACUUCUACCAAUAUUGACAGAACUAAACUUACUGGACAUUUUCACAGCAAAACCAAUUAACAAGAUUAAUAUUGAUAUAGAGGAAAUAAUGAGACUGCCUGAAGAAAAACGUCAUGCCAAAAUUAUUGACGCCCUCAAAAUGAUUGUUGCAGAUGCGUUUGCAAUAGAACUUUCAAGUACAGAUGAAAUUACUACAUUUGUUAAUCUCGGCAUUGACUCAAUGAAAGGAAUGUCAUUGAUAAACAACAUAUAUGAAUAUCUAAGCUGUAGAAUUCCGGUUAUAGCUGUUUUAGAGCAGGAGGCAAAUAUUGAAAGCAUUGCGAAACUCAUACUUCAACAAUUUGCUGUUUCCUCAGAGGUUUCGGGAAUAGUCCCUGUAGAUAAGCUCCGUAAGGUAAAAAGUGAGCUCAAAGAGAGAUGUGUAAAUUUGAAUUUCAUUGAAAAAGAACUUUUCCAACGGCAGUUUAACGACCCCAGUAGUUUUAAUUUUCUUCAAGUAGAAAUCAACGUAUUUGACGAAACAGUAGAUUUUAAAGUUGUGAAAAAAGCUUUUUCGAAACUUCUCUCUUUAUACAGUUUCCUGGAUUCAUUUUACAUUCAAGAUGACGACUCGAUAGUUCGUGUUCCAGGAGAGAUAAUAAACGAAGAUCAAGGAGAUGAAAGUCCAACCCAGACAGUUUUACAGUCACUUGGCACCAUGCAACAAGGAUUCAAAAUAGACCGCCGUUUUCGAGGAGGGCUUUGUUCUAAUCAUCAGUCAGAUCCUAUGUCUUCAACGAAAAAUCUUAUCUUUGAAGGAAGGGUAUUGAAAAUCAUAUUUGAAAUUCAACAAGAGUGUUGUAAGACUACAAUACUGUGUGACAGAAUGCUUUUUGACAAGGAAUCGACACUGAAUCUGGCUUUUCAUUUCCUGUCUUUGAUUGAAAACGACACAUUAGCAAUCGACAAAGGGCUUUAUGAUGCAGUUAAUGCAGCGGAGUUGGAGGAAGCGCUCAACCCGUUGAAAGAUGAUUUGGACAGUUUUUGGCCAAUGCUGUUGUCUCAAAAUAUCAAACCAGUCAUGUUCAGGGAGCAAAUAGCAGAUAAAAGCAAAGAUAUGGUUAUUGAAAUAACAACAGUCAUGUGUCCACCUGAUUUGUCAAAAUCAGUACAUCGAUAUCUUCAAAGGAAUGCAAUAAGCAUUAAGGAAUUUUUUAUUUCAAUAUACCAGCUUUUUCUGCAUUUUACAUCAAACAACGCAGUUGUAUCCGUAGCCUCUUAUGUGGAUGUUAGAUCGUUUGUCAACGGAUUGAAGGGUUGUGGCGGAUUAGAAAACUGCAUUCCAUUUAUUGCAGAGAUUAAGAAUGACACCCAGACCAUUACAAGCUUUCUUUUACAUAAUGCUGAAACUAUUCGCAAAUGUACACGAUUAAGUUUACUACCAUGGUCAUAUAUGGAAUCUCUGUUCGCAAAUACAUUGACAGGUGUAAAUGCGUUUAUGCAUUGUGUAGCCGUAGAUCUAAAUGUAAUCGACGACGCUUCGUUUUCAACUUUAAAAGUAAAAUUAAAUUCUUUUACAUCUUUGGAAUCAAGAUUUCACACAGCAGUCCAUAUCAAAGACCAAGGGGACGAUGAACCUAUUUUGAUGUCUAUGCAUUCGAAUCCACAAUUAGUUGACACGCAAACAGCAACGAAAAUACUCGAAGGUUUACAGAAAAUGAUGGAAGCAAUCACUGAAAUUGAAAACCUGACUGUCAAACAGAUGAAGACGAAAUUUCGAACUCUAAAGGAACGACUACCUCAAAAUGAAAAAGUCAUACAAACUGUUGCCAAAGAGCAUUGUUUGACAACUAUUACACAUGAAGAUGAGGAGGUUUUAUAUAAAGGUGUAUUCCAAAAGGAAACGACUUACGGUUGGGAUCACCAAGUGCUAUUGAGAAUCAAAUAUAUUGAUGGCAAUAGAAAGGUGUUGCAGUGGAAUGCUGGUAGAAAAUCAAAAGAAAUAGAAAUAGCAGAGAUUCAAAGAGCAAAAUGUUUUUGCUUAAACGGGAUGGUGGUUGUCACUUUAGAGACCGAUGCUAGACAGUAUUGUUUCAAGACUGCAGACAAGGAAGAAGUGGACGUAAUGUGGAAAUACUUUUCAGAGAACAGAGUUUAGUGAAAGAAUAGAUGAUAAAUAUAUAAUUUCAAGAUAAAAUCAGAAUGAUGUAAGAGAAUAGAAUUUUUAAUUAUAAUUAUAUAUAUAUACAUGUUUAUACCUACCUUUGUUUUCUUUUCCGAAUUCAAACUAAUUGGUAAAAUGUCAUUAAUUAGCAGAUAUUGAAACUAGAUAACGAAUAAAAAAAAACAAUUGCACCUCUUUAUUUUGCUUUUUAAUUUGUAGAGGUUAACUUCAUCAUUCAGUUAUUCAACACGUUAAUAUACAGUAUAUUCUGAUGAUUUAAAAUAAUACGUUAACUUUUAAUUUUAGUCGUUUCAAUGAAGAUAAUCACAGAUUUCACUGCAAAUGUUAAUGUUAUUUGCUUUAUUUGUUGUUAAUAUUGAUCUCUUUAAUUAAAGUUUAGUAUCAGAAAUUAAAGAGAAUACAUUGUUUUCCCUUUAAAUUUUAUUCUUAUUUGUCGAAUGGAUUGAAAGCGACAUUAAAUGCAAGCUUGGUGACAAAUAUUUUAUUUUUAAUCUAUUUGCUAAAGUGAAACAAAAGCUACAUUUAUUAUCAUGAUUUUUAACUUGCUAAAUCUUGCAUGCUAAGUUCUUUGAAAAUCUAUUUACCUUUUAUAUGAUAUAUUCAAAUAGUAAAUGGUAGUUAUAAGAUAUUUUGAAUACGUAGUAAAUGAUAGUUUUUGAUUUUUUCAAAUAGUAAUUGCUAGUUAUAUGAUUUUUUAUAAUAGUAAAUGACAGUUAUAUGAUUUUUAUGUCGGAGAGGGCAUUGAGUGUUACCCUUGUUCGUCCGUACUCAUACUUUAGUUUGCCUCGACUAAAUAUUAUGAAACUUAUACACAACGCUAGUUACCACAAAACACAGAUCAAGUUCGAAUUUGGGUAGCGUCACUUUUACCGUUCUCAAGUUAUGCUCUUUUAUAACGUUAUAAGCAAGCGGGGCAUCAUCUGUGUCCCAUGGACACAUUCACCAUUCAUUUUGAAAUAGUAAUUGCUAGUUAUGUGAUUUGUUUCAAAUCGUAAAUGAUUGUUAUAUAAAAUAUUCAAAUUGUAAAUGAUAAUUAUAUGAUUUAUUUGAAAAGUAAAAGCAAAGUAUUAUGAUUCGUUAGAAUUGUAAAAAAUAUUUAUAUGAUUUCAAAUGGUAACAGAUAGUUCCAUUACCUAUCUAAAUAGUAAAAGAUAAACUUAAAUAACAACUUGCAAUCUAAAUUUAGGUGCAGCUUUUCUUGAAAUCGCAAUUAUUACCUCGUGUGUGUAUUUAUUCUUUAAAACUCGCCGUUAUAACUUGCACCCAAAAAUUUCUGAAUUUACAGUAUUAAAGUAAUGAACUGAUACAAUCUUGGAGUUGAACUGUUCUUGAAUGUCUCCAUAUUUUGAAUAAUGCUUUAGAUAAGAAGUUUAAUGCACUGAAAGUGUGUGGUGAUCCAUCUUCUCAAAAUUAACUGUACAAACAAUAGUAAAAUCGUCUUGGCUAUUUAUUGUUUAAAUGCUAUUUUUAACUUCAGAUAUCUUAUCAAUUUCAUUUAUUUAAAACUCCGAUAGGAUUUUAGGAAAUUCUAUGGGAUAGUCAUAAUCCCGUAGGGUAUUUUAAUCCCUUCCAAUUAUUUUAUCCUAUAGGAGAAUUUAUCUCCUACGGGAUAAAAUUUAUAUCCUACAGGAUUAAAAAUCCUCUAGGGUUUUCAAAAAUAAAUUUUAAAUCCUAUGGGAUUUUUUUUAUCCUAUAUGAUUAUCAUGAAAAACUUUUUCUGAGAUACACGGCCUUCGACAAUGAGCAAAAUCCAUUCGGCAUGGUCAGCUACAAAAUGCCCCGAAAUGACAAAUGUAAAACAAUUCAAACGAGAACACUAACGGCCUAAUUAAUGUACAAAAUAAUGAACGCAAAACAAAAACAUAAAAUAGGAUACACAGAAAAAAACGACAACCACUGAAUUACAGGCUACUGACUUGGGACAGGCUGUGGAUUUACUAUGAUACUAUAUGAAAUGAUUAAAUAUAGCCAAUCAAUUUAACCAACUUUUUUUUAAAAAGUUUUUAAUAAAUCUUUUUUCCACAGGAAUCUGUCCUAAUAUAUGGUCAAUGGAAUACAUUUCACCUGUACAUAAAAAGGGGUCAAUAUAUGAUCCUUCAAACUAUAGAGGUACAACCAUAAGUUACACUAUUGGUCAACUUUUUAACAGAAUAUAAAGUAAUAGACUGACAGCAUUUUUGAGAAGAGAAAACUCAUUUGUAAAGAGGAAAUUGGAUUUAAACGUGGAUGUUGCACAUCUGAUCAUAUAUUUGUAAUAAAUAUUCUUAUACAAAAAUACAUAUGAAAUAAAUCCCAACCAUUAUAUGCAUGUUCUGUAGAUUUUAAACGUGCAUUUUAUUCUUUAUUGCACCUAAGACUUUUCUAUAAGCUUGAAAAACUGGUGUCGGUUCAAAAUUUUAUAAUAUACUUAAGUCAAUGUAUGAAAACACGGAAUUAUGUGUCAAUUGAUUCUUUUAGAAAUCUAUUUAAUUUAUACUGAAAUGAUUUACCAAAUUAUUUAGAUUCUACAUGUGACCCAGUUACCUUAAACUCAAAGUCCAUUAAUUGCCUAAUGUAUGCUGAUGAUUAUGAUCAUAUGGUCAUUAAUUGUGAUAAAACUAAAACAAUUGUGUUUAACAAAGCAGGUAUAUUAAAAAAAUUACUUAUUGUAACAACCUUAUAGAAUGUUUUCAAAAAUACACAUAUUUAGGGGUAACAUUUAGUGCAUCAGGUACAUUUCCAUAGACCAAAGAGGUUUAAGUAAAAAGGGCAUGAAAGCAUUAUUUAAGCAGAAGACAGUCUAUUACAAUGGAUUCAGAAAAUAAAGAAUCCGGGAUUAGUAAUACAAGGAAACUUUUGUCUUAUCUGAAAACUUGAUUAUUUACUCCAUAUGCCUAGGCAGUUCAUCUAAUUAUAUUAUAACAAAAGUAAAUAGUUCUCUAAAAACUCUAUUUAACAAAAUUUGGUUGAAAAGGCUUUUUAAUGAUAAUACAAAACACUCCAAAGUUUGGAACAAGUUAAGAACGUAUCGUAAAUUAAAAAACAUUUUCAAAUUAGAAAAAUAUUUAAGUUAUGAUAAUGAAAAUGAAGGAAGGUUGUUAACUAAAUUUAGAGUAAGCUCACAUAACCUAAACAUUGAGAAGGGAAGAUAUUGUAACUUGGAUAUUAGUGAAAGAAAAUGUAACUUAUGUAACAAUUCUGUUGAAGAUGAAAUCCAAUUUUUAAUUCAAUGCCCAUGCUUUUUAUUGUGAUCAAUUAGAAAAUAAUAAAAAUAAUUUUAGUAAACUUUCUGAUGAAAACAAUCUAAUUUGGCUUUUAAGGAUGUUCGCUCCUCUGUUUCAAAAUAACAAGGUUUUUAAAAGACUAUUAUAGAUUGAUAGAAUGUGAAUAAGGGAACAUAGAAAUUAGAAAAAAAUGAUAGGUCCGUGUUCUAGUUUUUGAGAUAUAAUCAGUUAAAACUUUGGCGGGAAAUGGUUCUCUCUAGACUUUUCAUACAUUUG
Messenger RNA from Mytilus californianus (California mussel), 6314 nucleotides. RefSeq lists its product as uncharacterized. Bases 1 to 2808 code for a protein of 935 amino acids. The record is from RefSeq and is a predicted model, not a curated record. Gene Ontology annotation, molecular function: fatty acid synthase activity. Gene Ontology annotation, biological process: fatty acid biosynthetic process. NCBI's taxonomy places the organism in Eukaryota, Metazoa, Mollusca, Bivalvia, Mytilida, Mytilidae. The transcript is spliced from 3 exons.